Molecule: messenger RNA, 633 nt
Organism: Podospora bellae-mahoneyi
Lineage: Eukaryota; Fungi; Ascomycota; Sordariomycetes; Sordariales; Podosporaceae
Exons: 1
Coding region: 1-633 (210 amino acids)
Biological process (GO): protein folding; protein stabilization; protein import into mitochondrial matrix
Cellular component (GO): mitochondrion
Molecular function (GO): protein-folding chaperone binding; zinc ion binding
Source: RefSeq, a predicted model, not a curated record
AUGGCCUCCAAACGCCUCCUCAUCACCUCAAUAUCCACCCUCACCCGACUCACCACCCAACCAAUAUCACGAUCAGCACUCCCCCGCCAGCUCCUCAAUUCUCAAUUACAACCCCUCCGUUUCGCCCACAACAUCCCCCGACCACGAGCCAGUCCCAUACCAUCCACCCCCUCCUCCUCGACCCCAUCAACACCCUCCACAACCCCCCCAUCAUCCCCCUCAACCAAGCCACCCCAACCCUCCUACGAGUUAACCUUCACCUGCGUCCCCUGCAACACCCGCUCCCGCCACACAGUCUCCAAACAAGGCUACCACCACGGCUCCGUCCUCAUCGCCUGCCCCGGCUGCAAAAACCGCCACGUCAUCUCCGACCACCUCAAGAUCUUCGGUGACAAGGCCCUCACCGUCGAGGACAUCCUAAAGUCCAAAGGCGAGCUGGUAAAAAAGGGUACACUGGGCGAGGAUGGCGACCUAGAGUUCUGGGAGGAUGGCUCCACCACCGUGAGGGAUCACGAAGCGCUCGCUAAGGAGGCGGAGGAGAGGGAACGGAGGAAAAAGGAGGUUGAAGAGAGGGAGAGAGAGAUGGUGGCGGGGAGUACGUUUACGAGUGUUAAGUCGGAGGGCAAGGAAUAG